UCAGUUAACCAACACUGCGGCUGGUAAUGUUUUUGCUCCAAACUGUUUGAAACGAUGUCGCUGGGCAAGAAGCACGUGUCGGGAUUCUCUUCGAAUGGUGGCAAACACUUCGCUUUGGUUGACGACGAAGGCAUACUUCGGAUAUGGGACACCGAGGCGAACACACUGAAGCAGGAAUACACACCCAACCUGCAGCUAGCUGGUCCCUGCACAGCACUCACGUGGCUAACAAUUGCUGCACAGCGUCCGAAAAAGACGCGCAAAACGCAGCAGCAAACACAGAUUUCCUCCGACAAUGAUAGGGAAUAUAUAGCGCUGGGCACACUCAAGGGCGCCGUGGUGCUGUAUUCCUUAACCGAGGGAAAGAUUGAGCGCACGCUGAGCAAUGAAAGCCACCAUGGAGCAGUCACUGCGAUUGUCUAUGAUGCCCACAAUGGGCAUCUGUAUAGUGUGGGCACAGAUUGUCGAGCGUUGAUUUGGUCUGUGGCGGAGGCUCGUUGCAUUUCCGACUUCUCCGUUGGCCCAGAGAAGCCCGUAAAUUGUGUUUUUUUGGCCAAGAGUCGCACAUUGGCCGUUGCCUCGCGUCAACUGAAAAUCUAUGAUGUGGACAACGUUGAGUUGGUAGAAACAUGCACGGGACACUCUGGCGAAAUUAAUGCCAUCAAUAGUUUUACUUGUACUAAGAAUAAUGUGGAAUAUGUGAUGACAACAGCAAAAAUGGAACGUGUAAUUUCCUUUUGGAAAAUUGAGAAAAAGGGUAGAAAUAAGGCAUCGAUGUGCACGCUGCUCAUGGAGGAUGUGGCCCACAGUUUGACGUGUGAGGUGCGCGAAGAUGGCCAGUUGCGUGUGGCUAGUGUGACACGCAAUGGCAACAUACACAUCUAUAUGCUCAAUGUGGAAAGUUUGUCAACUGAGAAAUAUAUCAAGCCAAAGGUGUCACUGCAAAUUGCCUCGGAUGGCGGCGAUGUUGUUGAACCCAUCCAUGCUGUUGCCGCUCACUUUGUGUAUGAUGCCCAACGUUCGCACGAGAUACUCUUUGGCUACGGCAAUCGGCGUCUCUUGCAAUUCGAGCGAUAUACUCCAAAUUAUGCGGAGAAGCUGAAUGUAAUUGUUCGCACAGAUCCCAAGAAAUUGUAUGCGAAGAAGCAGAGCGGAUCGGGAGCUGCUGCUCUGAAGACACAAACGCCCAUUGUUCAGUCCAAGCAGGUGGAGUACAAUAGUGCUCUGCCAAUUUCCAAGAAGAAGGUCAGGAAUGAGGUGCCAAUGGAGGCGCGUCUGCAAAACUUAUCCAUUCAAGCAUCCAAAUUGGCAGGUGGCAAAUUGCAGAGCCAAAGCAAAACGCAGCUUUUAAUGCAAGCGCUGCACAGUCAGGAUCAAAGCAUGCUGCAUGCAGUUCUGGACACAAAUGAUGCAAAGACUGUGCAAUUAACUUUGGAUCGCCUGCCGCUGGAAUAUAUCAGUCCCUUGAUCAAUGAGCUCUCUGUGUUAUUGCAGGGCAAAGCAACCGACGUAAAUUGUGCUCUGCGCUGGCUGCAGAUUUUGGCGACAACACACACGAGCAUUAUGAUGUCCGAGGAUAAGGAGGAGCUCCGGGACAAGUUGGGCAUUUGUCUGGGCAUUGCUGAGCAGCGGAUGCAUUGCCUCGCCGAAGCACUACAAGUUUCUGGGCGUGUUAACUUGAUUAUAAAUCAAAUGAAACGUAAUUCGGAUAAGCAUUUGAAUGAAAACAAUGUUUUAGUUGUUGACGAGGAUCCCGAUGAGGAUGUUGAUUCCACCAACAAUUGGAGCGAUUUGGAGGAGGAAAAUGUGAAUUUAAAUCAUGAUGAAAACAUGGAAGCCGAUGAUGAUUUGGCUGCCGAUGAGGAGGAUCUAAUAAUGACACAGAAUUCUUCGGAUGAUGACCAGAAUGACACAGAUUCAGAUGCUGCAAAUUGAAAUGUUUUCUGCGCCACUCCCUAAAAAUAACAACAAUAAGGUUUUUUCCAAAUACACAUUUUAUGCU
This is a messenger RNA of Drosophila grimshawi, 2002 nucleotides long. Its product is annotated as WD repeat-containing protein 43. The transcript has 7 exons. Bases 55 to 1935 code for a protein of 626 amino acids. Gene Ontology annotation, cellular component: nucleolus. Gene Ontology annotation, biological process: maturation of SSU-rRNA from tricistronic rRNA transcript (SSU-rRNA, 5.8S rRNA, LSU-rRNA). The record is from RefSeq and is a predicted model, not a curated record. Gene Ontology annotation, molecular function: protein binding. Lineage: Eukaryota; Metazoa; Arthropoda; Insecta; Diptera; Drosophilidae.